Molecule: messenger RNA, 2274 nt
Organism: Leptosia nina
Lineage: Eukaryota; Metazoa; Arthropoda; Insecta; Lepidoptera; Pieridae
Source: the annotation of a GenBank genome assembly
AUGUUUAUCGCCGAAGAAAGAGGUUCUGCGUACUCGCCCGACUUCAGGGUAUACUUUAAGGAUGAAAGUGGACCAAUUUCUCCUCUACACGACAUCCCGCUGUGGGCUGAUGCGAGUAAGCGCCUCGCGAACAUGGUCGUAGAGGUGCCCCGUUGGAGCAAUGCUAAAAUGGAAAUCAGUCUAAGCGAACCGCUCAACCCGAUACGCCAGGACGUGAAGAAGGGCGCGCUGCGUUUCGUGUCCAAUGUGUUCCCACACCAUGGCUACAUCUGGAACUACGGCGCGCUACCCCAGACGUGGGAGAAUCCGCACCACGUGGACCCUGGGACGCAGGCGCGCGGCGACAAUGACCCCAUCGACGUGAUCGAGAUCGGCGAGCGCGUCGCGGCGCGGGGCGACGUCGUCCCCGUCAAGAUCCUCGGCACGCUCGCGCUCAUCGACGAGGGCGAGACCGACUGGAAGCUGAUCGCGGUGGACGCGCGCGACCCCAACGCCGACCGACUGGAAGACGUGGCUGACGUGGAGCGCGUGUUCCCUGGCCUGCUGCGCGCAACCGUCGAGUGGUUCCGCCUGUACAAAGUACCCGACGGCAAGCCCGUUAAUAAAUUCGCUUUUGACGCCGAGCCCAAGGACGCCGCCUUCGCGCACAAGGUAAUCGACGAGACGCAUGAGUUCUGGCGCGGCCUCGUGUCGGGCGCCGUGAGCGGAGCGGACGACAUCAGCAAGACCAACGUCACCGUCGAGGGAAGCCCGCACCGCGUCGAGCGCUCGAGCGCCGCAGCCACGAUCGCCGCCGCGCCUCCCGCUUCGCUGCCCGCGCCCAUCCCCCCGCAAGUGGACAAGUGGCACUACGAGCGGUCGGGGGCGAGCGAGCACCCUGCGCGGCCUGCGGCGCGACGGCGCGAGGUGGAGGGCGGCGGGGCCAGUGCCGCACUGGAGAGGUCGCAACGCGGACGCACAUCGCCUGAAGGUCUGCCGUUUCCGUCGCGAAGGGGCGAAGCCUCCACAGCGGACGUGAUGCUCGAGACGCGGAUCGCCUCGCUGGCGGUGUUCGCCGCGCUGCUGGCCGCCGGCGCCGCGCGCCCCGACCACGACUUCGAAUUCGACGAUGCCCCGGAUGUCGUUUCGUCUCGUCGUCCACGGAGAUACGUCUAUGACCCUCAAAACGAGCUGUGCCGUGCAUUGGUAUGCAAGAAGCGAGAAGUGUGUUUCCUUCGAGAUUCGUACACCGCACUUUGCGCUUCCAAGAAGGAUAUUCUGCGUAGAGGAGACACGAUAGUCUCGGGCGCCACUGCGACGCGGAACGAGGAAGACGAGGACGUGUUUUACGAGUCCCGCGAUCGAGCAGCCCCGUCACCUUCGGGGCCCGAGGUCGGUCGAUGUGUGGGCUGCUCGAGCGCGUCGCGCAGCUCCUUCCUCUGCGGCUCCGACAACCGCACCUACUCGUCGCUCUGUCGCCUCGACUUGCACAACUGCGUGCACGGGCCGCGUCCCCCCGUGCGCCUCGCCUGCGCCGGAUUCUGUCCCUGUCCACGGCGCCGCCCUUCGGACAACGAGUCUCUUCCCCCGCUGCGACCGCCGCGGCCUCAUCGGACCAAACCGCGAUACGAAGAGGAGCGUCGUCGCAGGCGCUUGGAAGUGCGUAACAACGAGGUCCUGCCGGAGCGAUGCGCGCUCGACAAGAUGGCCGACCGUCUCCUCGACUGGUUCUCAGUCCUCAUGGAGCAGGCCGGCGCGCGCCCGCCGUCCUCUCACGGUUACGGCGCCGAGUGUAAACCGGAGGUGAGGUGGAUGUUCGAGCAUCUAGACGUCGCCGGCGACGGUCUCCUACAACCUUCGGAUUUGUACGCACUCAGUCACGACGAGCGCGAGAGGUGCCUGCGGCCGUUCUUAGCAUCGUGCGGCGCGGGCGCGGGCGCCGGGGUGAGCCGCGCCGCGUGGUGCGCUUGCCUCGGCGGAGCGUCGAGGCCCUGCGAGGCGUUGGCGAGAGCUGCGCGCAGCCGCGGCAGAGGCCGCGGGCGCGGCGCUUAUGUGCCAGCGUGCGACUCGCGGGGCUUCUAUAGGCCACGCCAGUGUCACGCCGCGCUCGCAGUGUGCUGGUGCGUCGACGCGCACGGACAGGAGUUGCCGGGUUCGCGAACCAAAGGCGCGCCGCACUGUCCCGGCGAGAGCAAUGCGGAGGACGAGGCCGGAGUGCCUACGGACGACGAGGACGCAGAGAGCGAAGCCGACGCGGGCGGCAGUGGCGAUCGCGAGCCCGACCUACGUUUCUGA